Messenger RNA from Prunus armeniaca (apricot), 204 nucleotides. NCBI's taxonomy places the organism in Eukaryota, Viridiplantae, Streptophyta, Magnoliopsida, Rosales, Rosaceae. The record is from the annotation of a GenBank genome assembly.
AUGCACGAGGGGAUCAAAUCGGCCGCUGUGAAUCCGAACUUCGGAAUCCGAAACCGAAGUAAUGGCCGCAACCUUCAAGAUCAACAUAUGUUGUUGCUUGAUGUUUGUGGCUCAUCUGUUAGACUGAGUGAAGAUAAUGGUUUUGAAAGAACCUCCACACAGGAUCAGCCUCAUGGGAGCUGCUCGAAUCCACCUGCAAUCUAA